AUGGAGGGGCCGCCGAUCCACGUGGCGGACGCUGAGAGGCAGACGGUGCUGACGAGUCUGCAGGGCGAGUUGAUACGAGAGUCGUACGCUGAGCUGGAGCCUGAUCUGGACAAACACGCCAUCAUAAUGUACCUCACCAUAUUUGACAUGGUACCGGACGCCAAGCGCCUCUUCUCAAUGGUGCGCGAGUCAAGCGAGCCGGCGCCGGUCAACAUCAAGCUCAACGCACAUGCCACCAUGUCCUUCCGCAUGAUGUGUGAGGCGUUUUGCAAGUGGGACGACCCGGCCCAGGUGGAGAAAUCUGUGCCUUUCUUCAAGGCGCUGGGCGGGCGGCACCUCAACUACGGCAUUGAUGGCAACGACUUUCCGGUAUUUCGAACGGGGUUCAUGAAGGCACUGAAGAAGGCGUUUGGAGAGCGGUGGCAUGGGGAGCUGGAAGGUGCAUGGUGUGCCGCCUUUGACAUGCUGGAGGGGGUUGCUAGCACCGGCAUGGCGGAGGGCGGGGGGUUCAAGCGAGACGGUGAUGGAGGAUGGAUGAUGGAGGACGGUGAUGGAGGAUGGAUGAUGGAGGACGGUGAUGGAGGAUGGAUGAUGGAGGACGGUGAUGGAGGAUGGAUGAUGGAGGACGGUGAUGGAGGAUGGAUGAUGGAGGACGGUGAUGGAGGAUGGAUGAUGGAGGACGGUGAUGGAGGAUGGAUGAUGGAGGACGGUGAUGGAGGAUGGAUGAUGGAGGACGGUGAUGGAGGAUGGAUGAUGGAGGACGGUGAUGGAGGAUGGAUGAUGGAGGACGGUGAUGGAGGAUGGAUGAUGGAGGACGGUGAUGGAGGAUGGAUGAUGGAGGACGGUGAUGGAGGAUGGAUGAUGGAGGACGGUGAUGGAUGA
Molecule: messenger RNA, 882 nt
Organism: Closterium sp. NIES-65
Lineage: Eukaryota; Viridiplantae; Streptophyta; Zygnematophyceae; Desmidiales; Closteriaceae
Source: the annotation of a GenBank genome assembly